UUCUUCCAUCCUUGACAUCCAUGGAAGAUCUGAACAUGCUGGCCGCAGAUUGUGUAGUCAUAUCUUGUUGCUGCCAAUGCUUGAUACUACAAUCGAUCAUAUUCGUCUUGCUCAAACUUCCCCGCAAAGUCAUUCAGAAGACCAGAGCAUAUGCUAAGAAGAAGCUUUGGCACAGAAAGAAAGAGAAGAUAUUAGAAUCGGUCAGGGGUAGGUUCCAGGAUAGUUUUGAUAAAUUUCUAGAAGGGUCUAUAGAAAUCCAAGUAGAUGACUUCCAUGGAGGGCAUGAUUGUGAGAGCUGCAUUGAGGAAGUUGAGGAAGUCUUAGAAGGAUUUUCUCAGAAGGGGGAGUUUGCUUUCGGAAGCUUUUGGGGUAGGGUUGGAUCAGUGACCUCUCCAGCAUGUAUAGUAGCUGUGCAGGAAUUUGAUUUAAGUGUUGCACAGUUUGAAGUGGUUGAAACAAUCAGUACAUCUUUCAGGCAUUCAUAUUAAUAAAGCAAAAAAGUAAGUUCCAUUUCCAA
This is a messenger RNA of Populus nigra (black poplar), 517 nucleotides long. RefSeq lists its product as uncharacterized. The transcript has a single exon. NCBI's taxonomy places the organism in Eukaryota, Viridiplantae, Streptophyta, Magnoliopsida, Malpighiales, Salicaceae. The record is from RefSeq and is a predicted model, not a curated record. The coding region runs from base 21 to 488 and encodes 155 amino acids.